This is a messenger RNA of Ctenopharyngodon idella (grass carp), 3033 nucleotides long. It is a transcript of the gene nudt21, whose product is annotated as nudix hydrolase 21. Gene Ontology annotation, molecular function: G protein-coupled receptor activity; mRNA binding. Bases 1462 to 2481 code for a protein of 339 amino acids. NCBI's taxonomy places the organism in Eukaryota, Metazoa, Chordata, Actinopteri, Cypriniformes, Xenocyprididae. Gene Ontology annotation, cellular component: mRNA cleavage factor complex; membrane. Gene Ontology annotation, biological process: immune response; G protein-coupled receptor signaling pathway. The transcript has 6 exons. The record is from RefSeq and is a predicted model, not a curated record.
GAACCACCUUCUUCAAACUUCCUGGUGGAGAGUUGAACCCUGGAGAAGAUGAGGUGGAGGGGUUGAAACGACUGAUGACAGAGAUUUUGGGGCGUCAGGAUGGAGUAAAGCAGGACUGGGUCAUUGAUGACUGUAUUGGGAACUGGUGGAGACCAAACUUUGAGCCGCCUCAGGUGUACCCCUAUAUUCCAGCACACAUCACUAAACCUAAAGAACAUAAGAAGCUUUUUCUAGUACAGCUGCAAGAGAAAGCAUUAUUUGCUGUGCCAAAGAACUAUAAGCUGGUGGCCGCCCCCUUGUUUGAGCUUUAUGAUAAUGCUCCUGGCUACGGCCCGAUUAUAUCCAGUCUUCCACAGCUACUGAGCAGGUUUAACUUCAUCUACAACUGAGAAGCAUAAGGUUUUGUCUUGACUGUGGGCUGUCUCUGUGAGCGCAGUCUGAUGGGAAGGGACGGGUGACGGAUAAAGUGCUGGUGUUUCGAUGAUGCCGAGGUUUUACAUUGCGAGACAUUACAUUGUGUAGAAAUGUGUGCAUUUUUUUUUUUUCUCCUUUGUGGAUACAUUGCAGGUCUUUAUUAUUGAACGUUGUCAUCAAGUAAAUACAUUUUUAUGUUUGACUAAGUGAUGAAUACAAUGUCUAUAGAAAAAAUGUUUCAGUGACUUUUUUUUAACCUUGUAUAUUUGUCAGUGAUUUUUAUAAUAAAUUGUUCUCUUGGAGAUUAUGCAGGUUUCCUUUGUUUUAUAUAUUAAUUGUUGUUGUGUUUAAUGUGUAUGAAGGAAAAUUUACAUUUUUGGCAUUAACAAACUGAUGUGCUAUAUGGAAAAUUAUAGUACAGUAUGUGGUGUUAUCAAUAAAAUCACUGAUGAGUAAAAUAUUCAAAUUAUAUAUUUGAUGUUAAAUGUUAUGUAAAAAUACAUUAAGCUCCUUUAAUGGUGAAGUGUGUUUUUAUUUAUUUUAUUUUAUUCAUUUUUUUUUAGCUUUAUUUGACCCAAAACAAUUAUAAUUUCAAAACGGUCAUAUAAUCAAUAGUUUUAGCCCAUUUACACACUCUCUUUGACCCUAGGAACUAAACAGGCUGUUAAAUCUGUGUUUAAAUGGAGAGCCACAUUUGUUAUACCCCACAGCCAGGAACAGCACAAGGUUUUGACAUUUCCCUUUAAAUGUCAUUAUUUAUUUGUGUUUUCUACAGUCUUUUUGUUUUUCUUUGUUUUUAUUGAAUGUAAAUUUAAAUUGAGUUGUCAUGAAAUUUUCAAUCACGUUUUCAUAUUCAUAUUUGUUUGUACAGUAACUACUGAUCUUUUAUCCUAUGAUAUACUGUCAUAUUGCUAAUAACUUAUUUAUGAAAGUGCUACUAAAACCUUUGCUUGUGGCUAUAAUAUGUGAUCUUUGUUUGUUUCCAGCUAUAGGGGAGUAUGCCAUUUGGCAUAUGUUGUUUUGUGGGAGGGGUUGUCUCAGUAACUCAUGUAUUUUGUUUCUAACAUUAGAGAUUCAAAAUAUUUGAUCAUGAUGGAGCUCAAUGUAAGCUUAAAUUCAGUGUCUAACAGCACUGCUGUGGGUUCAGAACAGAUUGCUCCUGCUGUAAUUCUGGGUUUGUGCUGUUUGGUGGGUUUGCCAAGCAAUAUCGCAGUAAUCAUCAGCAUUGCUCGUGAAUGGAACAAACAUUUGAGCUUUACCUUAAAUCUAAUGGUAAACCUUGCUGUCUCUGAUGCUUUGACACUUUGCUUGGCUCCUGUGGUGCUGUGUGGAAUACUGUUUGGAUGGAAACUCGGCCUUUGGUCUUGUAGGAUCUUAUUCUUCUUGGGUCACUGGAGUCUGUAUGUUGGUGUCCUGACGGUCACCUCCAUGAGUGUGCACCGCUAUCACAAUGUCAUCAAGUCCAGAGUCACUAACAGGAUGAUACUGCACAGACUGGAGAGACGGCACAGGCACCUUCAGCUGAUUGGCAUCUGGAUUCUAGCCUUUGUUUUUGCCCUACCGAUAUUUUUCACUCAAGGACUCAAAGACAAGGAUGGAUUGCAGAGAUGUCAGAGGGCAAUGGAGUCACAGUCUGUAGUAGUGACUGUUUUGCUUCUUGAGAUCCUGUUGGGCUUUGUCAUCCCAUUUUUGAUCAUGUUAACAUGUUAUCUCUGGUUGCACAAAGGUUUGAGGCAAAAAGCCAAGAGCUCCAAUCUAACUAGAGCUCCACAGGACCAGGAACCCAGAAAUCAGGGGCCAAAGGUUAAGACUUACAAGAAGAGACUUAUGGUCAGCAUCGUUGUGGCUUUUGUUCUGUUUUGGACUCCUGUGCACAUCAUCAAUGUGAUUGAUAUAGUUACUACUCUGACUAAAACCUCUCAUCCAGAUGUUCAUUCCCAACUGAAGUCCUUCCGUAGGGUUUAUGGUGAUACAAGCAAGACUCUGGCUUUGCUGAACUGCUGUCUGGAUCCUUUUCUCUAUGCCGUUUCUUCAAAAAAUAUUUUAAAAUAUAUCAGGAAUAAGUAAUUCAAAAUUUCUGAUAUGACUUUUUAAAGAUUCCCUGGUUCCUCAUUGCUGUUCUUGUGUGGUUUGCAGUAGAUGAACACAUGCUGUUGAUGGAGCAACAAUAUGCAGAAUCAGAAAGAGCUUUAUUGCCAGGUAUGUUUAUACACACAAGAAGGAAUUUGUUUUGGUGACAGAAGCUCCAUAGCCCAAACAGAAUGACAGUGACAAGACACAGAUUAUAAAAAGAAUAAAAAUAGAAAAUGUACAUAGGAAAUAACUAUAUACAAAAAAAUAUUUUUAAAAAAUACAUAAUAUAACAAUAGACUGUAUAUUUGUGUACAGGUAGGUUAUGUACAAAUGCAAGGAAAUGCAUGGGUAUUAAAAAAAAAGUAAUGUGUGUUAAACAAAUAGUGUUGUAUAUUGCACGUUUAUUGCCAAGUUAACUGUUCAUGAGAUGGAUUGCCUGAGGGAAGAAACUGUUCCUAUGCUUGGCCAUUCUGGUGUUCAGUGCUCUGUAGCGCCUUCACAGUACUCUUGUUUGUGAUAUUGCUUAAAGUUCACCCAAAAAUGAAA